This is a messenger RNA of Necator americanus (New World hookworm), 858 nucleotides long. RefSeq lists its product as uncharacterized. Bases 1 to 858 code for a protein of 285 amino acids. Lineage: Eukaryota; Metazoa; Nematoda; Chromadorea; Rhabditida; Ancylostomatidae. Gene Ontology annotation, cellular component: SAGA complex. The record is from RefSeq and is a predicted model, not a curated record. The transcript has 7 exons.
AUGGUUCGCCAUAAGAAAAACGAUGAAGAGUACGCUGAUGAGAGGAGGACUAACGCCAUUGGUGACGUCCAUAGAAAGUUAGUGCACGUUAGAAGUCGACAGGAUCGUGUCAACGAAGCACUGGAAGCGCUACAAUCUUAUACGGAUAAGGGAGGGACCCUUUGUCAUAAAAACAAGGCGAAAGCGCUUGCUCUCUACCAAACACUGCUCAAAGCCUGUGAAAGCGAAGGAGAAUAUAUAAGGAGGUUACUGUGUGACAUCGAAAGGAUACGAAAAUCGGAGUAUAAGACGAAAAUGAAGACUCACUUAAAACGUCAUGCACUAAUGCAGUUGAUCAACCUUCAGGGUACAACAUUACCUUUAUGGGUUGGUGGAGUUGAUGGUUUUCCACCCCCGUUCGUUGGCGCUAUUGCUAUCCCUGAAACGUUGCCGCUCAAGUCUGGUGAUUCCGUUGCAGCAUACGUAGACGAAAACUGGAUCCUAGCAGAGGUGGUUGCAGUAAGUCCCACAGGACGAUACGAUGUGAAGGAUGUUGACGAUGAACAAAAAGUACGCCUAACAAUGGCUCGACGUCGUCUUAUACCGUUACCGAAGUGGAGAGCUGACCCUGAGAGAGAUGCGCAUGCGUUGUUUCCAGUGGAGGCUAUUGUUCUAGCGCUAUAUCCGCAGACUACGUGUUUCUAUAAAGGAAUCGUGCAACGAGUGCCGCAACUUGCCACAGAAGAUUACUUGGUUACGUUUGAGGACCCAUCUUAUAGUACUGGUUACUCUCCACCCCUACCCAUACCACAAAGAUACGUAGUACCCUACAAGGAAGUGAAGGGAAAGAACAAAAGUCGAACUGUUGGGUCAGACUAA